This is a messenger RNA of Trypanosoma rangeli, 1710 nucleotides long. RefSeq lists its product as uncharacterized. Lineage: Eukaryota; Euglenozoa; Kinetoplastea; Trypanosomatida; Trypanosomatidae. The record is from RefSeq and is a predicted model, not a curated record. Bases 1 to 1710 code for a protein of 569 amino acids. The transcript has a single exon.
AUGAUUGAGGUCAACAACCUCACAAAUAUACGUGGGGAUACUGGAAGUCGUUUUGACCAGCCAAGUUCCCCCGGGAAAACGCAUUUGCCCGUUGUGGGAAAAAAAGGUGUCGCAAGAAGGGAGGAAGCAGCGAACACCACCGCCGUUCCCGGCCCUGCUGCUGCUGCUGCUGCUGCUGAUGGUGCCAUAACCACUUUCUACAAUGAAAGCUUAGAUCCACAUUCAAAGAUGACGGACGAGGGGAGUACAAUCCAAAUGUGGGCGGCGCGGAAUCCUUCACUGGACGGAAUACGUGGCUGCACAAUUAAAAGUCCUGAAGUGAGUCUGCGGGCAACGACGAAAACACAUGGCUCUCUUGGGACCAAAUACAGAAGGGGCUCCGCGUUUUUCAUGCAGGCAUCACCCAUGAGCACCACUUUGGGGCGAGAAGAGGCAGUGAUGGGUCAUGACUUGUACCUGCAACUUUGCUAUGAGCGGAAGAUGCGACGGCGCGAUCCUCGACACGGAUUUCCCAAGAGGGGAGAGGACUACAUCUACUACAAUCAUCGGAGCAAAGGCUGCUACAUCCCGCGUAAGGCUAACAAGGACGCCCUAACCCUAACCUACAACCACAUGUUUGACUUCUCCGAUGGGUUUCGAUUUUUGUGUAAUGGGGAUACUGAACCACCACGGCCUAACCCCAGUGUGGUUAACGUACAUACUGGCGAGUUCAAGUCACUCAAUAAAACAGACUUGAAAAAACUUGCAGAGAGUGCCUUCCUUAGAGAAGGCUACUCCAUACCAGGUCACCGUCCCCCCUUAACCUCAACACGAAGUUCAAAAUAUCAGGCCGCCAAAACCAUCUCCGUUGACUUAGCACAUAGCUUGCGUGUUUCUGAUCUACGCAUUAAACCUUUUCAAAAGCGUGUGAAUAUUGAAGACGUCAUCGCGAAAGACAGUAAACACGUGGCGAAAGUGAUGGAUGGGGUCAGCAGCGUAGUGGCGAAGGGAAAGGUGAAAUUGAAUGAAGUACCAGAGAAUCUCCGCCGCGCCCUUAGUGAGGAGCAGGUCCGCCGUACUGCAAUACUUGACAGUGAGAAGGCAUCUGCCCUAACAACAGGGCACCACAUGGGUGAAUUAGGAUCCCAAUGUUACGUGACGGAGCUCUCUCCUGUUCCACGGAGUUUAUGGCGUAAAGAUGAGCCAAGAUUGUUGCCGCUGACACCUGAACAAACGCCGAAACGUCAGAAUGUUUCCUUUACGGAUCAUGCGGACCGGGUGUUGCUGGGGUUUACGGAGAAUGUUGGACAACUUGUGAUUGGCAAGGAUGGUGGACCAGCGUACCAACUCAAGCAUGUGCGUGAGGAGGAGUCCAAAGAGGAGGAUGAGAAGGAAGGAAUUAUUAGGUCAAACUCGAUGGAUCAGACGCAGCAACAGCCACGGGAAGCGUGCACCACUCAGGGUUUACCUUCACUUCCUGCAAGCAAAGAAAUGCCAGUACUUCUUCCUUCAAUUGCGAUUGCAGCAAUGCGGGACGCGGAGUGGUUUGACCCUGUCAGUUUGACCCGGACAAAAUUUGAUGAGGCGCCGCCAUCGUGGUCGUCGCAGCUACCAGAGAAGCCGCUGUCGUUUGAGACUUCGCGUCUUGAUUAUAUUCGGAAUUAUGACGCUAGAUCUGUAAGUCCCCCACGGGCAAUGAUCCACUGGACGCAGGCGAAGACACUUCUGUAA